AUGUUCUCAAUAAAUUGGUUAAUUAGUGAUACAUUGGAGUUAGAUGAUACAUUCAAAGAUGAUUAUGAUGAUGAUUUUUUUAGUAAUAAUAACAAUGAUAAUGAAUAUAUCAAAAGACAAUAUCCAUUAACAAUUAAACGUUAUUUAACAAUGACAGCUGAAAAAUAUCUAUGGAAUAAAUUAAUGAAUGAAAUGAAAACUGGUGGUUUACAAAAAUUGAUGCAUCCAAGAGUACCUACUGCUUUAAGAUUUGGUUAAAGAAGAUAUGAAAUAAAAAUGAAAUGAAGUUGACAAUAUAUAGUUUGUUUUUUAAUAAUUUAUGAAUUAAUACAUUUGAAAAGUUCUAUUAUUUAAAUAA
Schistosoma mattheei is the source of this 358-nucleotide messenger RNA. The record is from the annotation of a GenBank genome assembly. NCBI's taxonomy places the organism in Eukaryota, Metazoa, Platyhelminthes, Trematoda, Strigeidida, Schistosomatidae.